AUGAAGAUAGUCACGUUGAAGCGACAACUUGACAGUAUGAGGAUGUCAGAGACGGAGAGUGUAUCACAAUAUUCUGAUAGGCUAAUGAAGAUUGUGAAUGAAAUCAAAAUCUUGGGCAAAAUUGUUCCAGAGGAGAGGUUAGUCGAAAAAGUUCUGGUGAGUGUGCUAGAAAAGUUCGAGUCUAAGAUUUCGUCUCUUGAAGAUUCUAGGGAUAUUAAAUCAAUGUCAAUGGUUGACUUGAUAAGUGCUCUUGAAGCGCAAAAACAAAGGAGGAAGAUGAGGAAUGAGAGCGGGUUAGAAGUUGCUUUCCAAACAAAGGCUAUGAUCAAAACCAAAUUUCAGAGAAACGGGAAAAACUCUAGUAAGGGAAAGGGAGAUGAUUGUGACCAAAAGAAGAACCAACAUCAAGCACAAUCCAGUCAAUCACAACAACAGCAAGUAAAUCAUGCAGAAGAUGAAAAUGAAGAAGAGUUGUUGUUUACCGCUUUGAUGGCAGAUGUUCAACAACAAGAAAGCUCUUGGUUUAUCGAUAGUGGAUGCACUCAGCAUAUGAAUGACAAGGGAGAAAUAUUCAUGCAUUUGGAAGACAUGAAAGGGAUGGUCAAACUUGGCAAUAGAGAUAAAGUUUCAAUAAAAGGAAAGGGCAUCAUAGCUGUACCAACAACAAAAGGUAUUAAAUCUAUCAUUGAUGUUCUUUUAGUACCUGACUUAGAUCAAAAUUUAUUGAGUGUGGGUCAAUUAAUGCAAAAGGGUUUUAGGCUUGAAUUUGCUGAUAAUAAAUGUGAGAUAAAAGAUCCUAGUGGGGUAGAGUUUAUGUGUGUGCCUAUGAAAAACAUGAGUUUUGCAGUGAAUUGGAGCUUUAUGGAUGUCAAAGCCUUUAGUAGUAAGGAGGAGAAUGAGUCAUUGUUAUGA
This is a messenger RNA of Pistacia vera, 912 nucleotides long. RefSeq lists its product as uncharacterized. Bases 1 to 912 code for a protein of 303 amino acids. The transcript is spliced from 2 exons. Lineage: Eukaryota; Viridiplantae; Streptophyta; Magnoliopsida; Sapindales; Anacardiaceae. The record is from RefSeq and is a predicted model, not a curated record.